UCUAUCUAUCUAUCUAUAUACACAAACCAAUAUAUGUUCUACCACCACCAUUCCAAUCCCACAAACCAAUGUUAUACUAGAGUACUAAACUAGUUGUGCUUAAUUUGAUGAGAUGGAGCGAUCAAAAAUGGCGGGAUCGGAGCAUCAUUUGUUGCAGACCGAAAUCGUUAACCGGGGGAUCGAGUCGUCGGGGCCUGAUGCCGGAUCACCGACGUUCUCAGUGAGGGUGAGGCGGCGGUUGCCGGACUUUGUGCAGUCGGUGAACCUCAAGUAUGUGAAGUUGGGUUACCAUUAUCUGAUAAACCAUGCCAUCUAUUUGGCCACCAUACCGGUGUUGGUGCUGGUGUUUAGUGCUGAGGUGGGUAGUCUUAGCAAGGAGGAGCUGUGGAGGAAGGUGUGGGAUUUGAGCACCACUGCACCUUAUGAUCUUGCCACUGUGCUCUCUUUCUUUGCUGUCUUUGUGUUCACCCUCUCAGUUUACUUCAUGUCUCGUCCUCGCCCCAUCUACCUCAUUGAUUUCGCCUGUUACAAACCCCAUGAUGAUCUCAAGGUGUCCAAGGAAGAAAUGGUGGAACUAGCUCGAAAAUCCGGAAAAUUUGACGAGGCAAGUCUUGAAUUCCAGAAGAGAAUUCUGCAGUCAUCCGGCAUUGGAGACGAAAGCUACGUCCCAAAAGGAGUGAUAAGUUCGCCGGAUAAUUGCGCGACGAUGAAAGUAGGCCGCGAAGAAGCAUCAAUGGUGAUGUUCGGAGCCCUCGACGAGCUGUUCGAGAAGACCGGUGUGCGUCCCAAAGACGUCGGGAUCCUGGUGGUGAACUGCAGCAUAUUCAACCCAACUCCAUCCCUGUCGGCCAUGAUCAUAAACCACUAUAAGAUGAGAGGGAACAUCCUGAGCUUCAAUCUUGGUGGCAUGGGUUGCAGCGCUGGCAUCAUAGGGUUGGACUUGGCACGGGACAUGCUUCAGGCCAACCCGAACAACCAUGCGGUGGUGGUCAGCACUGAGAUGGUGGGCUACAACUGGUACCCGGGACGACAACGGUCCAUGCUCAUUCCCAACUGCUUCUUCCGGAUGGGCUGCUCCGCCGUCCUCCUCUCCAACCGCCGCCGUGAUUACCAUCGCGCCAAGUACCGCCUUGAACACAUUGUUCGCACUCACAAAGGCGCCGAUGAUCGCAGCUUCAGGAGUGUUUAUCAAGAAGAAGACGAUCAACGGUUCAAGGGUUUAAAAAUCAGCAAAGAUCUGGUGGAGAUAGGGGGUGAUGCACUCAAAACCAACAUCACCACACUAGGGCCUCUGGUGCUGCCCUUUUCUGAGCAACUCAUCUUUUUCGCAACAUUAGUGUGGAGGCACUUGUUCGGUGGUGGCCAGGGCUCGCAGCAGCCAUCGAAGCCCUACAUUCCCGACUACAAGCUUGCAUUCGAGCACUUCUGCGUGCACGCAGCCAGCAAGACAGUGCUGGACGAGCUGCAGAGGAACCUGGAGCUGAGUGACAACAACAUGGAAGCCUCCCGGGUGACUUUGCACCGCUUUGGCAACACCUCCAGCAGCAGCAUCUGGUACGAGUUGGCCUACUUGGAAGCCAAGGGGAGGGUUAGGGGCAGCGACCGUGUCUGGCAGCUCGCGUUUGGCUCCGGUUUCAAAUGCAACAGCAUUGUUUGGCGAUCAAUGCGCCGCGUUAGGAGGUCUUCAAGGAAUCCUUGGCUGGAAUGCCUCGACAGGUAUCCUGAUCAGGCUCUCUAGGCAGACUGGCCUAAUAGGCAUAUGUUUCUACUUAUAAUGAAAGAAAAAAAACACAGAACUUGCAAAUGGCAUAGUAAUUAACUCAGCCGAGUCAAUUGAUGUCAUAGGUUUUGGUUUUCCAACCACUUCCAUCAUAUAUCUACCCAAUGUUUGAUUAGUUUAAUUAUAUCAAUGCUUGUGACUAUUCCCUUCUUUUUAAUGUCUCUUUGAGACUGGUAUGUACUACGUAGUACAGGUCAUGCAAGCUGGAAACAAUUAGCACAUGACAGUUGUAGUAAUCUUUAUUUGAGUUCAAUUGUAGACAAUGCUAUUGUGAAUUUAUGACCACCGAUUUAAUGUUCACAACUA
This is a messenger RNA of Cornus florida, 2086 nucleotides long. Its product is annotated as 3-ketoacyl-CoA synthase 10. The transcript has 3 exons. Gene Ontology annotation, cellular component: membrane. Gene Ontology annotation, molecular function: acyltransferase activity, transferring groups other than amino-acyl groups. Gene Ontology annotation, biological process: fatty acid biosynthetic process. The record is from RefSeq and is a predicted model, not a curated record. NCBI's taxonomy places the organism in Eukaryota, Viridiplantae, Streptophyta, Magnoliopsida, Cornales, Cornaceae. Bases 113 to 1738 code for a protein of 541 amino acids.